GGUUUUAGCGCUCGGUUUCUGGAUUGUGAGGUUUAAAAAAUUAUGCUUGAAAUGCCAACAUUAUUUUCUUUAUCGAUUGAGGAUCGCCAACGGACGCCCCGCGGCCAUUUGGAAAUACGUUUUUGUCGACGGAGCAGAAAGAAUUCUCGACUGAAAAUUCCAGCGCUCGGGUUAAACGUCACGUGACCAACCCGCGACUGGCUGCUUGGUAAAGAUGGCGGAAGGUGGUUAGAAAACAGAGGAGCCAACAGGGUAAUAUCCCGGUUAAGGCAGCGAUUAACGGAACGCCCGUUCACUGAUAUAUGAUGGAUCCUGGACAGGAUUUGCUCCUAGCAGCCCUGAGCGAGAGCGGCAUCUGCCCCAACGACCUGUUUGACUUUGACCCUCAGGAUGCUGCAAUGCCCUCUCCCACCCCACAGUCCAUCUCCAUCAGUGCCCUGGGUGUUGACUCGGGGAUGGAGCCAACGGGAGUCACAGCUCCACCCAAUCCUACAGGCACAAUCAGGCACAAACCUCAACCCUCAACCACCACAUUUGUCUUAAAUCAACUGAAUCAGUUGCCAUCGCUGGGAACAAUCGUUGUGACCAAGCCCUCAACUGGAGGCACUGCCAGACAUACCAUCACAGUCACCAAGGUAGUCCAUACCACUCCCUCAGCCCUGCGGGGGUCCACUUCCACACUCACCUCCUCCACGGCCCUCCCCUCCGCAGUCUCCACAGUGGUUUCUUCCAGUCUAGAGCAGAUCCAGCUGAAGGACCUGUUGAGGACAGGCGGUCUGAAGGGCAGCACCAUGAAGGGUAGUAGUCUGGUGGAACUCAUGAGGCUCAAGCCGCCUCACGACAUCGCCCAGCCGGUCGCCACAGCAAUAGCCACAGGUACCACGGAACUGAACAACGGGAUAAAGGAGGUGUCGGGUAAAGACUCCGCUCGGGUCUGGGUGAACGACGACGUGAAAGUGCGGAGCUUCUCACCUACACUAAAACUCCCAGGAAUGGAGGAGGAGGCUGAGGAAGAGGAGGAUGAAGAGUUGGGUCAUGCUGAGACAUACGCCGAGUACAUGCCCAUGAAAUUGCGGAUCGGGCUGCGUCACCCAGACCCGGUUGUGGAGACAAGCUCCCUGUCCAGUGUGAAUCCUCCCAACGUGUGGUACAGAAUGUCCAUACCGGAGGAGACCAUCGACCGUGGCUGGCUGUCUGCUCUACAGCUGGAGGCCAUCACAUACGCUUCCCAGCAACAUGAAACAUUCCUCCCUAAUGGCGACCGAGCAUCCUAUCUGAUAGGAGACGGGGCCGGAGUGGGGAAGGGCCGGACCAUCGCUGGGAUAAUCUACGAGAACUACCUCCUGGGCAGAAAGAGAUCACUCUGGUUCAGUGUUUCUAAUGACCUGAAAUAUGAUGCAGAGAGGGAUCUGAAAGACAUAGGAGCCAAGAACAUUCCAGUCUAUUCCCUCAACAAGUUUAAGUAUGGUAAGAUCUCGUCCAAACACAACGGCAGUGUGAAGAAGGGGGUGAUCUUCGCUACGUACUCCUCUCUGAUAGGAGAGAGCCAGUCUGGAGGGAAGUAUAAGACGCGCUUCAAACAGCUGCUCCACUGGUGUGGACAGGUCUUUGACGGAGUCAUUGUUUAUGACGAGUGUCACAAAGCAAAAAAUGUCUGUCCCAUCGGCUCGUCCAAACCCACCAAGACUGGACUGGCCGUCCUGGAGCUGCAAAACAAACUGCCCAAGGCGCGGGUGGUGUACGCUAGUGCCACUGGUGCGUCUGAGCCCCGUAACAUGGCCUACAUGAGCCGGCUGGGCAUAUGGGGGGAGGGGACCCCCUUCAGAGAGUUUAGCAACUUCAUUCAGGCUGUGGAGCGCCGAGGUGUGGGUGCUAUGGAGAUAGUUGCCAUGGAUAUGAAGCUGAGGGGGAUGUACAUCGCCAGGCAGCUGAGCUUCACGGGUGUCACGUUCAAGAUUGAGCAGGUUCCUUUGACAACCCACUACAUCAAGAUGUACAACAAGUCUGUACACCUGUGGGUGGCUGCGCGGGAGAAGUUUCAGGCGGCUGCUAACCUGAUGGAUGCAGAGCAGCGGAUGAAGAAGUCCAUGUGGGGUCAGUUCUGGUCGGCCCACCAGAGGUUCUUCAAGUACCUCUGCAUUGCGUCCAAGGUCCGCAGGGUGGUGCAGCUCGCCAGGGAGGAGGUCAAAAACGGCAAGUGUGUUGUGAUUGGUCUCCAGUCGACAGGAGAGGCCAGAACACUGGAGGCCCUGGAGGAAGGAGGAGGAGAGCUCAACGACUUUGUCUCCACCGCCAAAGGUGUGCUCCAGUCCCUGGUAGAGAAGCACUUCCCAGCUCCAGACAGAGAAAAGCUGUUCAGCCUGCUGGGCAUUGACCUGCCGGCCAUGAAGAUCCCCUUCCCCAGCGAGGCUGCAGCAGAGCAGAAGGGAAAGAAGAGGAAAGGUGCCAACAUAAAGAAGGCAGAGAAGAGGAAGAGAAAAUCAGGUGGUCUGUCGGGGAACAGCUCUGAUGACAGCAAAUCUGAAGAGUCUCAUAAGGACGAUGCGGAGAGUGACGACAGCUUCAAAUCGGUCAGCUCGGGAGAAGAUGACGAAGACGACUUCAAUCCCUUCAAGGAUGAUUCCAGCGAGGAUGAGGAGGAUGACCCCUGGCUGUCUGGAAAGAGGAAAGGGGUGAAGAAAUGCAAGGAGAAGAAGAAGAAGAGCAUUGACCCAGACUCUAUCCACAGUGCCUUGUUAGCUUCUGGUCUGGGCUCCAUCAGGCCUGCUUUCACCACCCCCCCAGUCAAGACCUCCAGCACACCUGCCAUAGCCAAGGUAGAGGUAGAUGACAGCUGUAUGACCAGUCAGGAUGCUGUGGAAGAUGCUCAGCAGAUGAAGAGAGAUCUGUUGGACCAGCUAGAUAAGCUGGCUCAGGAUCUACCUCCCAACACUCUGGAUGAACUCAUAGAUGAGCUGGGAGGACCCGACAACGUGGCUGAGAUGACUGGGCGUAAAGGCCGGGUGGUCAGUAACGACGAUGGCAGCAUCUCCUACGAGUCUCGAUCUGAGCUGGAUGUUCCUGUGGAGAUCCUCAACCUCACAGAGAAACAGAGGUUCAUGGACGGAGAGAAGAACAUAGCCAUCAUCUCGGAAGCGGCCAGCUCGGGCAUCUCCUUGCAGGCUGACCGGCGAGUAAAGAACCAGAGGAGGAGGGUCCACAUGACCCUGGAGCUGCCCUGGAGUGCAGACAGAGCCAUACAGCAGUUUGGGAGGACCCAUAGGUCUAACCAGGUGACUGCUCCUGAGUAUGUGUUCCUCAUCUCUGAGCUGGCUGGGGAACAGAGGUUUGCCUCCAUUGUGGCCAAGAGACUGGAGAGCCUGGGUGCCCUCACCCAUGGAGACAGAAGAGCAACAGAGACGAGAGAUCUCAGCAGGUUUAACUUCGACAACAAAUAUGGCAGAAAUGCUCUGGAGAUUGUGAUGAAGUCCAUCGUUAACCUAGACUUUCCGUUAGUGAAUCCUCCAUCGAACUUCGAAGGGGAUUUCUACAAAGAGAUCCUUCAUGGGUUGAUCGGAGUGGGUCUGAUCCAUGUGGAGGACAGAUCAGGGAUCCUGUCUCUGGACAAAGACUACAACAACAUAGGGAAGUUCCUGAACCGUAUCCUGGGGAUGGCGGUGCAGGAGCAGAACGCUCUGUUCCAGUACUUUUCUGACACGCUGGCAGCCGUCAUACAGAAUGCCAAGAAGAAUGGACGCUACGACAUGGGCAUUCUGGACCUAGGUUCUGGGGAUGAGAAGGUGAAGAAGAUGGAAGCCAAAAAGUUCCUGACUCCAGGCUAUUCCACCUCUGGACAUGUGGAGCUCUACACGGUGAGUGUGGAGAGAGGCAUGGCCUGGGAGGAUGCUACCCAUGCCUGGGCUGAGCAGAGUGGACCCGACGAUGGCUUCUAUGUACAGAUAAGGAACAACAAGAAGACUGCUAUCUUGGUGAAGGAGGUGAACAGUAAGAAGAGGCUGUUCCUGGUCUACAGACCCAACACAGGCAAACAGCUGAAACUGGAGGCCUAUGCCGACAUCAAGAAGAAGUGUAAAAAGGUGCUGUCAGAUGAUGCCAAGCAGCACUGGAUGGACCAGUACCAGUCUUCAGCUGAGAUCUGCUCUCAUGCUUACUGGCGUGGUAACUGUAAGAAGGUGUCGGUGGGUCUGCAGUGUGAGGUGGGUCUGCGCUGCAGGACGUACUACGUGCUGUGUGGAUCUGUGCUCAGUGUGUGGACCAAGGUGGAGGGAGUCCUGGCCUCCGUCAGCGGAACCAACAUCAAGAUGCAGAUCGUCCGUCUCAGGACGGAGGACGGGCAGAGGAUUGUGGGCCUGAUCAUUCCAAUUAACUGCGUCUCUCCUCUGACCAACAUCCUGUCGUCGUCUGACCAGUCUCAGCAACUGGCCGUUCAGCAGCAGCAGAAGUGGCAGCAGCUGCACCCUCAGAGCCUCAGCCACAUGCAUAACAUGGGUUCACCACCCAGUCUGACCUGAUGGGCUUCGACACCCAUUUUCUCCUCCACACCCUGGGUUCUCGACCCAACCUGAUGGGAUACGACAACAUUUCCAUCUGAAUCUCUACCGUGACACUACCCACCACCUCUUCUCCCUCUCCGUUCAUCCUAAGGUGCUGAGUUGUGGUUUUCCCUGAAGCUAAACCACGGUGGCUAAGUUAAGAUUUCAGGGUUUAUGUCCAAAGAGGAGACAGUCUCCCUUUUGACAUCCAGAGGAGUUGGCUUGAAGAAUAAUAUUCCUCUGAGUUUCAGAGCUGAGGAUUUAGAAGAGGCUGCGGUGAUGAAGGGGGGGGGAGAGUAGAGGACGCAUGGAGAAGUGGCAUUAUUAAAAAUGCCAGACUGUUUUUCCUGUUGCACCCCUCUCCCUCAGCUCUAUGUAAACGAUGGGGUGUGCCUUCUCUACUGACGGAUGGGGGAUGUCACCCAGGUUUUUGUUUUCUACAGGUGACUGGACAGUGCUCAGACAGUGCUCAGGUGUUCGUUAAGCUACACAGUGAUUUUUUUUUUAAACAGGUGUUUUACAAAAUGUCUACCUGAGAUGCAUGACCACACACCAACUGCUUGCUUUCUUCAUUUGAGAUUUUACUCUAUCACGACUCAAGUCUCAGGCAUGAUGACGAAAACUCUCACCAUAACUAGAUUUAAAAUGGCACCCUAUUCCAUAGGUAGUGCACUACUUUUGUUCACCAUCGAGAGUAGGGUGCAAUUUCUGAAACAAUCCUUGUUUCUAUCAAACAUUGGUGUAUCCUUUCUACUGACAGAAUUGUUUACAGCUUGACUAUCAAGAAUUGUGAUUGUGCAUGGUUUAAAAUAACUUCAUUUUCCUGCAUUUAUUCCUCUGCAUUCAAAAGAUGUUCAGAACGGGUUGUUUGAUAUGUGGCAUCAGAUUCGAUAUCUUGUACUAUCAAACUACAGCAGAUACACUCCUGGAGUGUUAUUAUACAACUGCACGUGAACCGACAGAUCUUGUUUGUCAAUACAAGCUGUCGAAUAACACUACAUUAAAAGCUAGUAUUCAAGCUAGUUUGUUGAAUUCAAAACGGAUCCCUUUUACCUCAUGUAGGUGUGUAAAUCUGAAAGGAUUGGAUCUGUGGUAAAGAUUGCACCUUGGAGGCAAAGGUGGUAUCAAUUAGCAUAUUCACUGGUAUCUAUUUGAUCCUUUAGGUCACAUGUCAAACUCUUUGCACAGAGGGCCGAGUGUCUGCGUGUUUUCUCUCCCUUGUACUUGAUUGAUUAAUUAAGGUCACUAAUUAGCAAGUACACUCCCUUACCUGGUUGUCUGUCUUAAUUAAAGGAAAAACCAGCAGACACUACUGUCCUAGGCCCUUCAUGGAAUGAGUUUGACACUACUGUCCUAGGCCCUCCAUGGAAUGAGUUUGACACUACUGUCCUAGGCCCUCCAUGGAAUGAGUUUGACAC
Messenger RNA from Oncorhynchus gorbuscha (pink salmon), 5950 nucleotides. It is a transcript of the gene sbno1, whose product is annotated as strawberry notch homolog 1 (Drosophila). NCBI's taxonomy places the organism in Eukaryota, Metazoa, Chordata, Actinopteri, Salmoniformes, Salmonidae. The record is from RefSeq and is a predicted model, not a curated record. The transcript is spliced from 32 exons. The coding region runs from base 303 to 4511 and encodes 1402 amino acids. Gene Ontology annotation, cellular component: nucleus. Gene Ontology annotation, molecular function: histone binding; chromatin DNA binding. Gene Ontology annotation, biological process: regulation of DNA-templated transcription.